This is a messenger RNA of Arabidopsis thaliana (thale cress), 1525 nucleotides long. Its product is annotated as RING/U-box superfamily protein. Gene Ontology annotation, biological process: protein ubiquitination. Gene Ontology annotation, molecular function: ubiquitin protein ligase activity; transferase activity. Gene Ontology annotation, cellular component: membrane. The record is from RefSeq and is marked reviewed. The transcript is spliced from 3 exons. The coding region runs from base 497 to 1282 and encodes 261 amino acids. NCBI's taxonomy places the organism in Eukaryota, Viridiplantae, Streptophyta, Magnoliopsida, Brassicales, Brassicaceae.
AAAAAACAAAAGCAAUCUGGUACGUGUCUCCAUUUGGUUACAAAAGAGAACAAUCAAGACCUUGAGGUUGACAACUUGGUGAUGGCCAACAAAAUGAAGGAUUUGUCGGAUUAAUGGAUUAUGAUCGGUGCAAGUAAUAACGUUUCCCCUCCUCUUUGUUUCUUGUUUGCUUGUUCGGCCAGAAUCUACGGGAAAAGUUAUCUAACAUUUCAAUAAUCUCUCAAAUUCAUUAUUAAUGCCCCCUAACUUUUUUUAAUUUUCCUCUUUAAAAAUAACAAGGAAACAGACAGUUGCCCUAUACUGAAAGCUAAAUGCUUCACCUGAAACCUCUCCUCUGCCACAUCUCUCUUUCUCUCUCACACAUACAUUAUUUCAAUUAUUGUUUUUUUUAUAACUCCAAUCUUGAAUCUUGACGAUCUCUGGUUUCUUCAUUCAAAGGAGGAGACUUUUUGGGGUUUUUAGACUUUGCUUGUCUAGUUUUGUCUUGUGUGUGGUGAUGUCUUAUAGUAAUUCAAACCCGGAAAAUUAUUCAGCUGCAACGAGCUCGCCGGAGCUUAAACUAUAUCAAGCAUUUAUCUUUUCUGUUCCAAUUUGUUUCACAUUUAUUAUUCUCUUCUUGUUUUACUUGAUCUACCUCCGUCGUAGUAGCUCUGAUUUGUCUUCUCUUGGAAUGCGAACUACUUUCAUCCCCGGGAACUCUCUCUCCACGAUUGAAUUAGGAUUGAGCAAAGAGCUGAGAGAGAUGCUUCCCAUUGUUGUCUUUAAAGAGAGCUUCACCGUAAUGGAUUCACAAUGUUCAGUGUGCCUUGGGGACUAUCAACCAAAUGACAAGCUUCAACAGAUCCCGGUAUGUAAACACACUUUUCACAUGGACUGCAUUGAUCUUUGGCUCACAUCACAUACCACUUGCCCUCUUUGCCGCCUCGCUCUAAUCCCGAGUCGUUCCCGUCAAAGCCAAGAUGAUCCUGUUCCGAGUCUCGUAAGCCCUGAUGAAGAAGUGUCGAGUCAACCAGAAUCUGAGCCAGUAAACCACAGAGUAGUGUCGACUCAACCAGAAUCUGAGCCAGUAAACCACAGUGGAGUCUCGAGUCAACCAGAAUCUCAGCCAGUAGUAAACCACAGAGGAGUCUCGAGUCAACCGGAGUCUCAGCCAGUAAACCACAUUAACGAUGGCCAUGAGCAGCAAUGUGAUCAAGAUGUAGAGGGCUUUAAGGAAAUGGAAGAGGACGAACGAAACAACAUCGGGACAUCGAGUGCUUGUUGUAGUUGUAGAACUGGUUAAGCUUAACCGUUUGUGUUCAGUCCAUAUCCCGUAAAGCUUGCUGCUUUCUUGCAUUUGUAACUUGUAACACUAGUACAUUUUCUAGGAGUGAAAAUGAGAGAUUGAUCCAUAGUAGAAACAAACAUUUUGGAAGGCAAAUACUUCUUCUCAGGGAAACUUGUCCCAUUAUCAUUUGCGUUUGCUCGCGCGCAAAAACAAAGAGUAUGGUCUGCUACAAAAUCAGCAGAUAAUCAAAUAUUCAAA